Messenger RNA from Solanum dulcamara, 1422 nucleotides. RefSeq lists its product as uncharacterized. The record is from RefSeq and is a predicted model, not a curated record. Bases 508 to 1113 code for a protein of 201 amino acids. Lineage: Eukaryota; Viridiplantae; Streptophyta; Magnoliopsida; Solanales; Solanaceae. The transcript is spliced from 5 exons.
AUUCGAUUUCAUUACUCAAUUUGUGGCACAAAAUAAGAGUCACAUUUGUUAUAGCCUAUGUCUCAUGUUAUAACAAUAUAACUUUAAAGUUUAUAUAAGCAUCACACAGGACCCUAAAUUUGUAUGGUACAAAUAAUUAACAAGACAAAAAAAAUAAAGGAAAAACUUGAAAGGUAAAUAUUAGCAAUUUGUGUAAUUUUAUUUACUAAAUAAAAAAAUUGGAUGAGGACUGAGUAAUUAAAGCCAAAUGGAUCAACAUCCCCAAAUUUCGAAUUAAAAAAACAGAUCUUUUUUUCUUCCUUUUGUGUAUAGGUGGCAAAUUCUAAUUUAUUUACAAACCUUUAACCAAUUACCAAAAAAGAGCAUUUAAAAGAUUUUAUUUUUAUUAUUUUCUGUUGAAAAAAACAACAGCUCAGUUUUCUAUUCUUUGAAUCUGAAUUUACAAAUCCUUCCCCUCAGUCACCAUCAACACAGACUGGAGCAAAAACUUGAAGAAUAUUUAGUUCAAUGGCUACUGAAGAGUUAGCUGAUACUAAAGAAUGGAACAUCGUAAAGAACUGGCGGAAUACACAGAAAGAAAAAGAGAGAGAACGUCGUAGAAUUCGUGAUAGAUUGAGAAGGCAAACAAUGAGCAGUGAGGAGAGGGAAAAACAUUUAGCUAGACGUCGAAGAAACUAUCAAUUGAGAAGACAAAAAGUGUUGAACAAUAUUUCAUUUUCAACUUCUCAAAAUUAUGACACUACUACUAGUGCAGGAUACUCAAAUGAAGAAGAAAAUCAAGCAAUUGUUCCUGUUUUAGGGCUUGGUGUUCAGUUAUCUGAUGCUACAUUUCAUCCUGAAUUGUAUAAAUCACAAGAAGAACCAACUGAUGCAUUAAGUACAUUGCCCCAAGGAGUUGAAGACAGGAGGUAUAAAGUGCAGAGAAGUCCAAAUAUUAUGCCAUUAUAUCAAAUAAGACAUCUUGCUAGAUUAUUGAAUUCUUUUUCAAGUGACAAUCAAGAAAUUUGGACCAAUUUGAUGUCCAAGGACAAUGUGAAUACAGAGAGUAGAUCGCGACGAGGCAUAAGGUUAACUGAUGUUAAGCGUCUGGCGCGAGCACUUAAUUCAAAUUGAAGAUUUUUCUCAUUUCUUUAAUAUGGAUUUUGGAACAACUUGAGGUAUCGAAGAUGGUUUCAUAUUAGCUGCAUUGUUGUUGUUAGUAAUAACAUAAAGGAUUACAAUGUUGAUCUUUCUUGGUAUAGUACAUUAGAAUCAAAUGCCAAGAAAAGUUAUUGAAUAGUUGAAAUUUAUGUACCUCCUUUGUGAACUUUGAUAUUUCAUGUUACAUAAUUAUUUUCUAUUUCACUCAUUUAAGCUUGAACUCAUCUAGUUUUAUCUAAUAAAACUUAACCAAACUAUGAGCUAGGGUAUACUUCUCUGAAA